This is a messenger RNA of Neodiprion virginianus, 2739 nucleotides long. Its product is annotated as THAP domain-containing protein 3-like. The coding region runs from base 271 to 1158 and encodes 295 amino acids. The record is from RefSeq and is a predicted model, not a curated record. The transcript is spliced from 4 exons. Lineage: Eukaryota; Metazoa; Arthropoda; Insecta; Hymenoptera; Diprionidae.
GGUGGGGGUAUAAUAAGAUGAGUAAAUAUUUUUGCCCCAAACUGAAAAACAUUUUGGAUGAAACUAUAAAUUAUGAAAAAACAUUUCCACUAUUCAGCUAAAUACCGAAAUUUACAAAAUUUUUAUUUUAAAUGCAGCGUUCCAAAAUAAUACGAUAUAAUCGACUAAUCGAUUAAUUUUUACCGAUUCAAUCGAAAUUAACUAAUCACGUGGCUCACUGUGUAUGCCAUCGUGUUAAAGUGACAGAACUUACAGCACGUAUACACAGAAAUGGGGUUUUGUUGUUUUUGUAAGAAAAUAGAGAAAAUACAUUCGUCGGUGCAUUUCUUCAAGUUUCCUAAGCAAAAUUACAAGGAAUGGGUGAAAAAUAUGGGUCGGGAAGAUUGGGUACCAAAGAAGUAUGAUACCUUGUGCUCGGAUCACUUUACCAUCGAUUGUUUUGAUUAUGGAGAAUAUCGGGUUCGAUUAAGAAAAGGAGUUGUACCAACAAUUUUUGGACACAUUGAUAAUGGAAAAAACCAUCAUAAGGAAGCAGUUAUUUUCCCCCGAGAAAUAACCAACUGCAGAAACAAAAACUUGGAUUUAAAAUCUGGCACCAGGAAAUUGAUGCCAAUGAUAUGUUCCGAGACAUCACAGACUCCUUCGUUCAGAUUCCCUGGUUCUCAUGAUUGUGAGCAACGCAAUGGUACUGGAAUACUUUUUAUAGAUGUGAAUAAUACAGAAGAUUCGCAUGGUGAGGAUAAAAUACUGCCAUCUUCGUCGAUUGAAGUGGUAACACCGCGUUCUACAUCUGCGAUACAGGUUACACCAACGACUCGAGAACGUGGGAGACGGUUGGUUCAGCAUGAUCAUCAUUACGUUGACACGCCUGAGACAUUGAGGAAAAAACUAAAUGCUGCUCGUUUACGUAUAUCGAAGUUCCAGUCUGAAAGAAAGUGUUUGGCACAGCAGGUGAAAAGGUCAAAAGUAGUUAUCAAAUCAAUGAAGUCUGUGAUUUUAGCGUUGCAGGAAAAGAAAAUGGUCUCCGAAACAGGUUUGUACAGUCUGCAAGGCAGGGAAUCGAAACCAGCUCAAUUGUUCAUUCGUAUGAUUGAGAAUAAACAAAAACGACAUCAUGUCGAAAAAAGUACCCACUUGAGCUCCAGAGCUUCACUUUAACUGUCCAUUUUUAAUCCCCAAAAACGUAUAAUUAUAUAAUAUAAUAACAUCUGUACUGCGAUUCCAGUACGGUAGUGUCAAUGCAGAACCUGGCUUUUCGGUGGAGUGAUUUAAACCUCUAGAACCAAAAAAAAGAGGCGGGCAAAUCAAAAUAUAAACGUUUGAUUUGAGCAUUGAUGUACGAUGAAAUGGGAAUUAGAAGGACUGCCAAAGAACUUGUCAAAAAUUAGGCUGAGAGAUAAGAAGAAUACUCCAGUUGUUAAAUCUUUACGUAAAACCCGGUUUGUAGGGUUCUGCUCUGCAGUUGUAGCAAUCAUUCUACUAUAUGAGAAGUAUGUUAAACGUGAAGCUGCUCCAUUACAUUAUGUACUUAUGUACAAAGUAAACUACGAUCAUGCUGAGCUUUUUUUUUGUGUCAUGAGGAAUAGGGACGGAUAGUUUUAAAUGGUAUAUUCUAUGUCAUCUUUACGAUUUUACACAACACUACGACACUUUCUUAAAAUAAUUGACUCAAAAGACAUUUGUAUAAUCUGUAUUAGUCUACUGGCAUGCUGACAGCUGAUCAAAAGGAAGCGCAUUUAAGCAAGUCAUUUCACGAAACAGUCUCGGUAGAAAUGUAUUUAUAUUUUAUUGAGUUCUUUACAAUAUUAUUAUUAUGUAUUCUGUAUAAUAUUCCCUUUACAACAUUUCCUUUCUGAUAUUUCGUUCUAUUAUAAUACUGUUCGUGCAAUAUGUAUUUUUUAGUCUUCGUAUUCUGAUUUCUCACACCAUGUUUCACUGAAAAUAUCAAGUUGAUUUAUUUUAUUUGGUUUGCUACUAAACAAUAUUUUAAUUAAUUCGUUUUCUUUUUAUAGAAUGUACAUCAUCAUACUAUUUUAAUGUAUCAUUUAUAAUAUUCUCUUAAUAAUGAUUCCUAUAUAAAUAUUUUUCUUAUAAUAUUUCGGUAAUUCCUUUUUAAUACCGUUUAUAAAAUAUAUAUUUUUCGUUCUUGAUAUCCUUGUUUACAACCCCCAUUUGUCAUCCCAAAUACCAAGGUAAUUUCUUUUAUCAUGGUUUGUUAUUAAGCAAAAUAUUUAUUGUUUCGUUUUAUUUUCUAAAUACUUUCUGCAGUGGAUACUUGUUGGUAUUGAUUUCUCCAAUAACAUUAUCGCUCAAGAGUGCAAUAUUGUAUUUUCUAAAUUGCUGGUAAAGACGCAUCUUCAAUGUUAAACCUAUAGAGUAAAGUUCGAAGGCGGAAAUUUCGGAUGUCUGAAUGUCCAGAAAUUGAGCUUUGACGUCGACGAAAUUUUUUUUCUCUAGUGACGUUAUCGAUAACCGGCGGCGAUGAAAAUCAGUUAGUCGAAUUCCUCAGUCCGAAUAUAAACGCCCAGUAGAGCGCUCCGUAGAUUUCGAGCACCAGAUCCUCUACCUCUUGGAUCCUGCGCUCUGGGUCGUCUACCUGGUGAAUCUCGACUUCCAGGACUCGCGAUCUGUAGUUCCUGGCCUUCGGGUCUUAUAUCUAGUUACUUUUAAAAAUGUCAAUGAUAUGAAUAAUGUCGUCUAAAUUUUGUUUGCGAAAUUCACAGAGGUGUUAUCAAUCUG